This is a messenger RNA of Patiria miniata (bat star), 4169 nucleotides long. RefSeq lists its product as uncharacterized. Gene Ontology annotation, molecular function: protein binding. Lineage: Eukaryota; Metazoa; Echinodermata; Asteroidea; Valvatida; Asterinidae. Gene Ontology annotation, biological process: signal transduction. The coding region runs from base 550 to 3912 and encodes 1120 amino acids. The transcript has 3 exons. The record is from RefSeq and is a predicted model, not a curated record.
AAGUGACUUCGUCAUACACGCGCACGCACCACUGAUUACGAGCGCCCAUUGGAUAAACACUCAAGUUGCGUUAACUUCCGGUUCCAUUGGUGCCAUGCUACACCAUGUACAGUAAGUUGAGAUGACGUCACACUUACGAACCGGAUUAGCCUUAACCAAAUUAUAGCUUCAGCCUUUGAACAUGUUCAACCUGAAUGUGGCGUUAUGUGGCGCGCGCCGCGGCCGCACGUACACACAUAGGCACGGUGACAUUUGGCAAUAUUUCGCACAGGAAAUUGAUCGGGGUGCCAUUGUUGAAUUUCUGUGAAACGGGAAGUAUAGCCCCAAGUCUUCUUUGCGUUACUUCUAGUGGUGCUCCGCACGCUUCGGUAUUCCGGGCACUAUGUAUGAGCCCGUAGACACCAGAACCUUGGAGUAUGCAGUGUGUGUCCUCCCAUUCCCCCAACGAAGAUUAUUGAGGAAGUCAACUGAAGACAUGUAAAACCAAUCAGUACAGCAUCAAAGAUCAGAGAUAUAGCUACUUGAAUCAAGAACUCUAGAGUUCCCAUAAUGCAGUCAACAAUAAGUGAGAAGACUCUGAGGAACUUGGCUUCCAAUAUUGGUAAGGAAUGGAAGGCUUUGGCAACCUAUUUGGGAGUCAGGAGCGAUGAGCUUGAUCGUAUUGAAGCUGACCACCGGGGCACUGAGGAGCAGAUAUUUCAGAUGCUUAUGACUUGGUGGCAGCGGCGGGAUCAUUCCAAUGACAGUGGAGAUAGCAGUGCUCUUUGUUUUCUACAAGAAAGCCUUCGCAAGAGUGGAAGAUUGGACCUAGCAGAAUCUGUAUCGGAUAUCGUGGAACCUCUGACAGAUUGGAACUUUGACGUUUGCCGUGACGAGUUCAUCAGAUACUACAAAGAUGCAAUGGGUGUGGUUCCAUUGCUCCCAUGGCUUGCAUCAGAGGUCAGCAAGAUUAAUGACAUCUACGUAAAACUCAAAAUCACUGAAAAAGAGAACAAGGCUGGAAGGGUGGCACAGCGUGACAUUGGCUCAUAUGAGGAUAUGCUGAGAUUGGAGUUCCAAGACGGCCAGCCAGUCCGAUUUAUCCUGCUUUCUGGCAUUGCUGGUAGCGGCAAGACCACCAUCGUGUCAAAGAUUGCAACCGACUGGGCUCUUCAAACUCCAGGAUCGGCACUCUCCAAAUUCAGUUUUCUGGUAGCCCUGAGCAUGCGUGAAUUGAAGAGGGCCCCAGAUCUGACUGAUGCAGUAUUUGAUCAGAUUCUUGCAAAAGAUACGAAAGUAAAUCCCGUAGCCCUGAAAGAUCACUUGAGGUCACAUGCUGAAGAGGUCCUUGUGGUUUUGGAUGGCGCUGAUGAAUUUGAUAAAGAGGGGUCUCAGCUACCAUCUGAAGGUGACAUCAUUGACAUCAUCAGCAACAAGGUUCUUCGUGGAUGUACCGUCAUUGUCACCACACGUCCCCACAUGGUGGACAAGUUGUGCAAGCUCAAUCCAUCUUUCACUUGUAUCGAGACCACGGGUUUCUCGGAUAGUGGAGUUCAUGAAUAUGUUCAGAAGUUUUUCACGGGCGAAGUAGCGUCCGUUUCGAAUGAGCUCUGUCAUAAUUUGAUGGAAUCAAAUAGCCUUAAAGAUCUGGCGAGAAUACCAAUGAUGUUACUGCUCAUUUGCCUUGUCUGGUCAGAUGCACAUAAGCUUCCCGAUACACUACUAGAAGUUUUUAAGGAAGCAAUGCUAUUCAUGUUGAAACGGCAUCACUUUGUGAAAUCCAGCAAGUUUUGCCAAGAAGAAGAGGCAAUUGAGAAUGAGUUGAUGGGAUUUGUGCAGGCAUUAGGCAAGGCAGCGCUGGAUGGUCUAUUGCUUCCUGGUCAGAAGUUGGUGUUGAAGGCUUCGGAUUUCGGAAAUUCCAAGAUGGUUGACAAAGCGUGCAGUCUUGGAAUUCUCUCAAAGGAAAGGGUGCGGAGUAAGUUGCAUUCGGUUCAACGUGUUACUUUCCUUCAUAAAACCUUCCAAGAGGCAAUUGCUGGGUUUUACUGGGCUAGUCUGUUCGAAUCCGACAACUACUCCUUCAACCAGUAUCGUCGUCAAAUAGAUGAGGAGAACGCCUUCAGUCUAGAGUAUGUUUUGAGAUUUUGUUGCGGAGCGAACGUUGGAGCAGCCAAGACUCUUCUGAUUCACAUUGUCGAUGUUUUCAGCAAGAGAAAUCUAGAGUCAUCGAUUACGAGGGAAAGCAAGAACUUACCGAAAAGCAUCGUUUGGAAACCGGUCUCACUUCAGGAGAAUAAAGACAGGAUGAUUCAGCGACUCUGGCUGUUGAUGCAUGUAGAAGCGCAGUCUCGGGAACUUCACAACAUCCGCAAACCUAUGGAUAGACACAGACUUGUAUUUGACUUUGACUGUCCAGGAGACGAGAGAACGGCCUUUGGAUUUCUGGUUGACUGUGCAUCUUCAGUCAGUGUGUCGUUCCUGAAGGAAUUGCAGCAAGUAUCCUUGAGCACAGUCAGUCAAAAAUGUGCACAGAUAGUGACGACGAUUUUGAAGCAUGGCGUGAUGAAUGUCCGAGAUCUCACUCUAGAGUUUGGUGAAUGUUGGAAUAAACAAGCAGACAAUCGAUGGCAGUUGAGCCUUGGCAAGACGCUUGGUAAGAUGCAACUUGAAAACCUCUCCAUUUCUGGCCCUUCUCUAAUCGAGGAUUAUGACGUAUCUGCCAUCUUUGAAAGACUGUCCGAGUCUAAAAUGUCUACUGUACAGAACUUGACCCUAACCUCGGUUGCCGUUUACUCACGGUACCUGAAGAAAUUCCUGGAAAUGCAAGGAGAGCUUCGACGAAUUUCUCUCCGUUCUCAGUACGAGAAAGAUAGCAGACAGGUUUGGGGUGAAGCUUUGGAAGGCAUUCAAACUGCGUCACUUCAAGAGAUGGGUGUGAAGCAGUGCAUAUUGUCAGAUUCUCAUGAAUAUUGCCUGGAUCGGUCAUACCCAAACCUCGAAAUUUUGAGGCUGAUUGAUGAUGAUCUUCAUGCAGAGGAGAUCCACUCUGUGUGUAGUCUUCUUACGAAAGCUCCAAAGAUACAGGAGCUUGAUUUAUCCAGAAACAAGAUCGGACACGGUUUCCCAAGCCUUGUAGAGAAACUUCCUCACCUAGAACAUCUUCAGGUGUUGAAACUUACAGACACUGGCAUGUUUUCAGAGCAGUCUGUCCAUCUUGCUAGACACCUUCCCCGCAUGAUUAAUCUUCGGGUUUUGAACCUGAGUUGUUAUGAAUACUCCAAGAAGAAAAUCACCUCGGAUGCCUUAAUUACAGUUGUACAGUGGUCUUGUAGAUGUCCGUCCCUAAGAGAGCUUGACAUGAAGCAAUGCGUGUGGGAAAUCCCCGACGUAGAUUGGACGUCCCAUGACACGCCCCCAUCACAGGAGGAGGAGUCAGAAUCACCAGAUGGUUCAGCAGACGUUCUUGAGACUGUUGAAGAUCGAAUCCGAGAAACACAUCAAAGCUCCAUCGAAAACCUGGAUUUGAGCAGUAACUGUCUUGGUAAGAGCACUUCGGGUUUAAUUGAGCUUCUUAAGCAGAUGCCCUUCUUGAGGAAUUUAGAAAUGAGUAGCAUGGGCCUCGUCUACUCAGAUGCAGUACUUCUAAGUGAGGUUCUCCAAGAAUGUCGUGUUCUACAAAGGUUACAUCUCGGAGAUAACAACAAGAUAGGAAACAUUGGGAUUGGAGUCCUUCUGAGGGUGAUCCCGAAGCUGCCGUGUCUUGAGUUUCUGUCUCUGCCAGAUAAUGAUGGAAAUCCUCCUGAGAUGGUUCGCAAAUGCCUUCAACAUGGCCAUCGAUAUAGAAUCAUCAGAUACUUUCACGAAUUCAAUCGGCCACAAAUUGAGGCUGUAGUUGAAGUCGUCAGGCGAUUCGAGAGAAAAGAGUCAAAAUAGAGAUGUAGUUUGAGCUUUCUAGCAACAAUUAAUGACGGGUGUAAUCAUUAACAAUGCGGAAGUUUCACUCUCUUUGAUAAAGAAUUAAUUACUUAAAUCGUUUCCAACCGGUUAUCUUCAUUCAUCAACAUCAAGUAAUAGGCCUUAGUCUGGGUCACUGUACUCAUUAAGUUUAUAACUUCUCAAAGGGAAUGUACAACAUUUGCUUUUGUUGCAAUUUUUAGGAAUAAAUGGAUUUGGAUGAUUAGUAUGUUGUA